UUAAAGAACUAUGAUAAAAAUAAAAAUAGUCAGUCAAGAAAUUAUGAUCAAAGAAGUGAAAAUAAUCAGUUAAGAAGUUAUGAUAGAAAAAAUAGAGAUAGUCAAGCAGAAGUUAUAAUCAAAGUUAUGAUCAAAGUUAUAAUCAAAGUUAUAAUUAAAGUUAUAAUUAAAGUUAUGAUCAAAGAAAUAGUUAUAGUCGGUCAAGAAGUUAUAAUUAAAGUUAUAAUUAAAGAAAUAGUUAUAGUUAAUCAGGAAGUCAUGAUCAAAGAAGUAGAGAUGGCUAGUCAAGAAAUUAUGAUCAAAGAAAUAAUGAUUUA
Molecule: messenger RNA, 317 nt
Organism: Dentiscutata erythropus
Lineage: Eukaryota; Fungi; Glomeromycota; Glomeromycetes; Diversisporales; Gigasporaceae
Source: the annotation of a GenBank genome assembly